UGAAAGCCGGACGGUUGGGCAGGGAAGGAGACUGUAUGAGACGCCACAAAGCUCUUACCCGUGGCGACACACUCUACCCUGGAUCACGGCCCUACUAUCAUCCUCUCCGCCGCCCUCAUCGAAUCUCCCGCGAUUUAUCUAACAAAGAGCAUGACGCAUUCGAGGAUCCGUCUUGGCCUCGCCGGGCCAUUCGUAUGCCCCCAAGCAACCGCGAUUGUGACUUCUACCCGCGCGUCCGACCAACUUCUACGCCCAACGAAUAUGGCCGUUUUGGUUACAGAAUCGACCCAGGCAUCGAUGUCUGCCAUGAGAAAGAAUUUCAUCGCAAACCUCGAAGUAUAUUGGUGAAGCACGCCCACUCAACGAACAAGACCGUUCGUUUUCGCGAGCCGCUGGUGACAGAGUAUGUCACGGACAUUCGUGACCUCUGGUAUUGGGAGGACGAGACUCCGGAGACCAAGUCUACCUACGAACAAACUGACGAUGAGCGUAUUGUUGACCCGGGGAGUCAACCCUUCAAAUUCCCCCUUGGAACCGCAGUCUCUGCCGUCAAUCUGGUCCGCCCCCACCCGCAGCCGAUCCCGGAAGGUCGGACCGAAUCGAUUUAUGCUUCCCAUUGGAGAAAGAUGGAGGCAGAGAAAAAGAAGCGACAGCAGGAUGACGAAUUCCCUGCGCGCAUCACACCCAACGGCCCAGCUGUCCGCCCCCUUUCGUCCGCCUGGGAGGCCCGGGUAGCGGCUUUCAAAAGUGUGCCAGCAAACAAAACCGUCGUGACCACACGCUCUGGUCAACCACUCACGAAUAGAUCUCUGGCCACCUGCUAUACUCCCAAGGAGUGGCUUAACGACGAAAUCAUCAACGAGUACCUGGACAUGAUCAUCGACUAUCUCCGGCGGACGAACAAUAACGAUGGACGGCACGACACGCCCCGUUUCCACGCCUUUAAUUCUUUUUUUUUCACGCAACUACAAGACAAUGGAUAUGCACGGGUGGCGCGAUGGGCAAAAAAAGCGAAGAUCGGAGGACCAGACCUCCUCAAAGUCGACAAGGUCUUCAUUCCCAUCAACCGUCAUCAUCACUGGACCUUGGCUGUGGUGCAUCCCGCCGAGCGGGCCAUUGAGCAUUUCGACUCUCUCGGAACGAGGUCCCUUUACUAUAUGAUGAUUCUAAAAGUCUGGCUUCGCGCGGAACUCGGCUCCCAAUAUGUUGAGAGCGAAUGGCGGCUCCUUCCGUCUCUGUCGCCGCAGCAGGACAAUGGAUCUGACUGCGGUGUUUUUCUUUUGACCACAGCGAAAGCCGUAGCUGUCGGUAUUGAGCCGAUGGCAUAUCGAGCACGCGAUGCGAUACUGCUACGUCGCAAGAUAGUAGCUGAGUUAGUAGCCGGUGGCCUGGAAGAUGAGCUUUUCCCCAGCAAAGAUGGACAGCUUUUGCUGUGAAGCAUGGGGUGAUUUGUUCCACUUUUUUCUUUUCUUCUUUUCUUCUUUUAUUUUUUUUUUUUUGAUUGUUGUACCUGGAG
Molecule: messenger RNA, 1516 nt
Organism: Aspergillus heteromorphus CBS 117.55
Lineage: Eukaryota; Fungi; Ascomycota; Eurotiomycetes; Eurotiales; Aspergillaceae
Product: SUMO protease ULP1
Exons: 1
Coding region: 36-1436 (466 amino acids)
Biological process (GO): protein desumoylation
Cellular component (GO): nucleus
Molecular function (GO): deSUMOylase activity
Source: RefSeq, a predicted model, not a curated record